This is a messenger RNA of Orussus abietinus, 1651 nucleotides long. RefSeq names its product GTP-binding protein REM 1 (gene Rgk3). Lineage: Eukaryota; Metazoa; Arthropoda; Insecta; Hymenoptera; Orussidae. Gene Ontology annotation, cellular component: plasma membrane. The transcript has 6 exons. The coding region runs from base 116 to 1627 and encodes 503 amino acids. The record is from RefSeq and is a predicted model, not a curated record. Gene Ontology annotation, molecular function: GTP binding; calcium channel regulator activity; GTPase activity.
AGGGUCACGUGGUCGGGCUCUCGGUCUCCGCCGCGUCCGGCGCGUCGCGGGCAUGCCGCUGCUCCGCGGCGGCCAGGGGCACUGAGGUCGCGGCAGGGUCGCGGGAGGAGCCGGAAUGGCCGACUCGGCACUGCGGCGCAAGACGCGCUCGGCUUCCAUCUGCGCGCCGGGGUUCUCGAGCAUGGAGCAGAUGCUGGGCGCCAUGCCGCCGCCCGGGCCCGGGGACAGCGCCGGGACACCGACUCGAAGGCGGAAACCGGCGACCAGGUCGCAGAGCGCGCGGGCCUCGGCCGGCAGCAAGAGCAUCCGCCGGCGCGCCGCGGCCCAAGCGGCGGCCCAGCACCAGCAGCCGCACCACCGGCACCACGAGGGCUCCGUCAGGUCGGCGCACUGCAGCAGCGAGCCGCGGCUCGCGGACGCCGACGCCAGCCCGGGGCUGAGGCGGCGCGGCAGCCGGCGGGGCCAGAGCAUGCACCACCCGCACCAGCGCAAGAGCAACGCCUUCCUCGACGUGCCGGACGCGCAACAGCCCUCCUGGGACGACGCCGCGGCCGCGGCCGCGGCCGCGUCCGGGGCCGGGGCUGGGGCCGAGGUCGAGGACGAGGACAGCUACCGCCUGCGCAGCUUCAGUCUCACGAGCAAGGGCCUGAUCAACCGAGGCGACUCCUUCCGGCGAAGGAGGUCGAGGUCGAACUCGCUGGCGCCCGCCGACCCGGAGAAGGAGGAGACCCCAGCCUCGCCCCCCAAGGAAGUGGCCUCGUACACCGUGGCCAUGCUGGGGACGCGGGGCGUCGGCAAGACGGCCCUCGUCAGCCAGUUCAUGACCAGCGAGGGCAUCAACGCCUACGAGCGGCAGCGCGAGGUCCCGAGCGAGCAGUCCGUCUUCGUCAUGCUGAACGGCGAGGAGAGCGAGCUGCGCUUCCUGAACGUGACGAACCCGAAGGUUCCUUUCUCGUUGGCAGACGGAGCUGGAGAAGCUCGCGCCCCCCGACGCCUUCGUCGUCAUGUACUCUGUCAUCGACAAGACCUCCUUCCAGCGGGCCGAGGAGUACCUGGCGCGGCUGCACGACCAGGACCUCCUCCGGGGCAGGCCGGCCAUCCUGGUGGGCAACAAGGUGGACCUGGUGCGCUCGAGGGCCGUGUCCUCGCAAGAUGGCAAAUGCAUGGCCUGCACCUACCGCGCCAAGUUCAUCGAGAUCUCCGUGGGCAUCAACCACAACGUGGACGACCUGCUGGUGGGGAUCCUGAACCAGAUCCGACUGAAGGCGGUGCAGGGCCGCGCGGGCGUCGCGACCGGGGGCGGGGCCGCCGCCGAGGGCGGCGCGCACUGGUACAAGUCCCGGGGCGUCGUCAGGGUCAGCAUGAAGGCCAGGCAGAUGCUCACCUGGCUCUUCGGCAAGGAGGACAGCAAGUUCAAGAACUGCGAGAACCUCCACGUCCUCUAGGCCGAGCCCCCCACCCCCGCUCUCGAGACGACCCCCUACCAAGUGCCUCCGAGUAUUUUUCUACCCUAAGAAUAGUCGAUGUCGUCGCCCCUCGUCGCCGACCGCGUCGGCGCCCCUCUUCGAUGUCUUUAUCUUUGUUACCCGCUGGAAUCGUCGUUUCCUCGUGCCCGUUCGUCCAGUGACGCGCGGCACGUGACAAUAUAUAC